This is a messenger RNA of Charadrius vociferus (killdeer), 1583 nucleotides long. It is a transcript of the gene PIP5K1A, whose product is annotated as phosphatidylinositol-4-phosphate 5-kinase, type I, alpha. Gene Ontology annotation, molecular function: phosphatidylinositol kinase activity. Lineage: Eukaryota; Metazoa; Chordata; Aves; Charadriiformes; Charadriidae. The coding region runs from base 33 to 1583 and encodes 516 amino acids. Gene Ontology annotation, biological process: phosphatidylinositol metabolic process. The transcript is spliced from 13 exons. The record is from RefSeq and is a predicted model, not a curated record.
CAUCUACUUUCAAAAAAUCACUCACCCCUGAGAUGCCGGGUUCCUCUGGGCAGCCAGGCUCACAGACAAUAAAGAAAGGGCACAGAGGAGUGGACUCCACGGGCGAGACUACCUAUAAAAAGACGACAUCAUCUGCCUUGAAAGGUGCCAUUCAGCUGGGCAUCACACACACAGUUGGAAGCUUGAGCACCAAACCUGAAAGAGAUGUUCUCAUGCAAGAUUUCUACGUAGUAGAAAGUAUUUUCUUCCCAAGUGAAGGGAGUAACCUGACCCCAGCUCAUCACUACAAUGACUUUCGGUUCAAAACCUAUGCUCCAGUGGCCUUUCGCUAUUUCCGGGAGCUGUUUGGGAUUCGACCAGAUGACUAUCUGUACUCGCUCUGCAGUGAGCCACUCAUUGAACUUUCAAACUCCGGGGCCAGUGGAUCCCUCUUCUACGUAUCCAGCGACGAUGAGUUUAUAAUCAAAACGGCUCAGCACAAAGAGGCUGAGUUCUUACAGAAGCUGCUACCUGGCUACUACAUGAAUUUGAACCAGAACCCAAGGACGCUGCUGCCAAAGUUUUACGGCUUGUACUGUGUCCAGGCCGGAGGCAAAAACAUUCGCAUUGUUGUGAUGAACAACCUACUGCCGCGCUCUGUCAAAAUGCACCUGAAAUAUGACCUGAAGGGCUCCACCUAUAAGCGCCGAGCAUCCCAGAAGGAGCGAGAGAAGGUCUUCCCAACAUACAAGGACUUGGAUUUUAUGCAGGACAUCCCUGAUGGCCUCUUCUUAGACUCUGACAUGUAUAAUGCUCUGUGCAAAACGUUACAGAGAGACUGUUUGGUCCUGCAGAGCUUUAAAAUCAUGGACUACAGUUUGCUGGUUGCAAUCCAUAACAUCGAUCUGGCACAGAGAGAGCACGCGAUAGCAGAUGGGACAUCCCAGACCGAUACGCGGCGACCUGCUGCCCAGAAGGCCCUCUACUCGACAGCUAUGGAAUCCAUCCAAGGAGAGGCCCGGCGAGGUGGCACCAUAGAAACAGAUGACCAGAUGGGAGGCAUUCCAGCCCGCAACGCGAAGGGGGAGAGGCUGCUGCUCUACAUCGGCAUCAUUGAUGUGUUGCAAUCCUACAGAUUUGUCAAGAAGCUGGAGCACUCUUGGAAGGCCCUUGUACACGAUGGGGACACUGUAUCUGUGCACAGACCCAGCUUCUACGCCGAAAGGUUCCAACGGUUCAUGUGCAACACAGCAUUCAAGAAAAUACCACUAAAGCCAUCCCCUUCUAAGAAGAGCCGGUCUGGCACAGCAGUUCCUCGGCGGAGCUGUCAAGGAGGAGUGCCUUCCCAGUCGCACAUGUCGUGCGAGACAAAAGCACAAGUCAUGACAGAGGCGGAUAUAGAGCAAGGUUCCCACCUUGGUCGCCCAGAUCUCCUGCCUAGGACCCUGCCGGUAGACGAAGCUAACAGCGACUCCAUCGCAACAACCCUGUCCACCUCUUCCUUGGGCAGUGGAGGCCUCAACUCGCCCGCAAAUAGGUCUCCCCCUUCUGUUUCCCCAGCGGCUCCCCAGGACCUUCCAUACCCGAGUGCUCCGCAGAGCUGA